CCAGUUUGCAAACUUCCGGCAAGACCUGGCAGCCAUUCUUUCCUUCCACAACACAACAGGACGAGCGCCGCAUUACAGAAUCUUCCUGUCGCCAUGGCUUCCUCCACCGUCGCCCGCGCCUCCACCUCCGUUGCUGCCUUCCAGAAGGUCGAGGUUGGCAAUGCUGCCACCAAGGCGUCCCGCGCGUUUGCGGCCGUCCCGGUGUCGAGCAAGAGGGGUCAGUCUCUGAUGGUCAGGGCCAGCGCAAAGGAGGAGGCUGCGGUGCCGAGGAGGGCUAUGCUCAGCUUGCUAGCAGCGGCUGCCGUGAGCGUGGGGACUGUGCAGAGGGCGAACGCAGAGGCCACUUCCAUUAAGAUUGGACCAUCACCGAAGCCAUUCGGUGGCCUCCCCGGAACAAAGAAUGCCGAUGAGGCCCGGGACCUCGACCAGCCGCUGAAGCAGCGGUUCUUCCUGCAAUCCGAGGAUGUCGCAGGGGCGCAGGCCCGGCUCAAGGCCUCUGCCGCCGCUAUCCAGGACUCUGAGAAGUACAUUGCCAAGAAGGCGUGGCCGUUUGUCCAGAACCAGCUGCGCCUUGAGGCUCAGUACCUGAACUUUGACAUUGACACUAUUGCUAGCAGCAAGUCCAAGGAGGAGAAGAAGGCGAUCAAGGCCCUGCAGAAGUCUCUGAACGCCGAGCUCGACUCUCUUGACUACGCUGCCAGGAAAAAGAGCCAAGAGAAGGCCAAGGAGAGCUACGAUAAGGUUGUAUCGAUCUUGAACGACGUCAUCUCCAAGGCAUAGAUGGGGUGCUGAUCAUUGCUCUUUCUAGAGCCCCCUUAUUGUGCUUUUGCAGACUGUACAAUUUAACAUACGAAUUGCAUAAACAAGCGAAUCUGGAACUGUGGGGACCGCUGGGACAGUUUCGAGUCCUUCCUUCGAGUUGCGUUGACCUAGGAUUGAGGGUUGCUCCAUACAACCGCGUCUGUGUUUUCAGCAAGUCCGUUGACAAGCAUAUGGCUGUGAACAAUUGGAGCAUUCAUUCUUGCCAUUCUGUCCUGAUCCAGCACUUUCACUUGAUACAAGCUGCUCGGUAUGAGGUGGUGAAUCUAACUAGGCACUACUAAUGCUAGCACCAUUAUGAUCAGCCCUGCAUUCACACCUCAGAGCGCGCAUGUAGCUAGGUUCUGCCUUGUCUUUGGAUGUGUCAGUCAGGUUACCCCUGUGACUACAGUCCUUCUGUAGUGGAGUGCAUCCGUUCUGAUA
Messenger RNA from Klebsormidium nitens, 1242 nucleotides. NCBI's taxonomy places the organism in Eukaryota, Viridiplantae, Streptophyta, Klebsormidiophyceae, Klebsormidiales, Klebsormidiaceae. The record is from the annotation of a GenBank genome assembly.